UCAUGGCACUGGCCUGACCCCCCCAAGGAGCUGUUCCAUUUUGCGCAAACUCACAACGAAAGCAGAAAGGUACUGUACAUGAUGGCGGGCCAACAACACUCAUCGUCACUCCUGCCGCCAGCAACACCACCUGCCGCUCAGAGCGAUCCGCACAUAGUCGCCUCCCUCGCGCUCUCCCUCCUCCAAGCAGACGCCCUCAGCACGCUGUUCAGUAUUUCCUCGCCGCUGCUCCAGGAACGCUGUCUCCUUCUCGGGGGCACCAACACCUCCUCUCCCUUCCCCGACAACGAAACCGAGAGCAGGUCUCAUGCCCGCGACUUGCGCACGCUCUUCCAAUGGCAAGCCGACCACGCGCUGGACUUGGUCUCGAAGUUCGACGCCGGGCGCGAUAUCACCCCAGCCAGCGUUAUAUAUUACCGUAUGUGGGACGCGGAGACGCUGCAUGCCUCUCUACCUUUCUCAGAGGCGGGCUCGACGACGGGUGUGGUGGUUCUAGAGCAGGAUCUGAAAACAAGGGCGUGGAUGUAUCAUAAUCUUUUGGAGGUGGCCGAGGCGGCGUUUUUGGGCGGGUGGGAGACGUCGAUUGAAAGUGCUGUUGAGGAUUUGGGGCGGCGGAAGGCGGUGGCGGAUGUGGGAUUGAGUGGAGAGGAGCGAAGGUAUUGGGAUUUGUACGAUACGUGUGUCGAGAACGAGAAGGCAGAGCAGCACACCUCCGAUAAAGAACCCCAAGCCAUCCCUGACGACGGGGAAGACGGUGACGGGGAUGACUACUGGAGCUCCUAUGACGCCGCUGGGCUGCCUUCAUAUUGAGGAUAUGGCAAAGUUUUUGGACGGAUCGAUAUAUACCCUAGGCUAGGAAUUUCGUAACAUAGAGACCGGCGUAGUACCCACGGGCUGGCCAGGUUUUACGAAGAUGCUCUGUAUAGCGCAUAUGAACAUUGACACGUUCCUGAGGGAUCAGACUCGCACCUUUUCCAUGUGCAGUCCACGCUCUCCGAGGAAACGGAUUAAUGCUCCUGCAGAUUCAGAAAAAAAAUCGAUUAAAUGCUUGUAAAGAAC
Fimicolochytrium jonesii is the source of this 1059-nucleotide messenger RNA. RefSeq lists its product as uncharacterized. NCBI's taxonomy places the organism in Eukaryota, Fungi, Chytridiomycota, Chytridiomycetes, Spizellomycetales, Powellomycetaceae. The record is from RefSeq and is a predicted model, not a curated record. The transcript has a single exon. Bases 79 to 810 code for a protein of 243 amino acids.